UGCGAGGCUGCCGCUGCUGCCCCUGCGGGCCCCGGGCGCGUCUCCGCGGGCGGCGCUGGCCGCGGCGCGGCGUGUGCACCGAGCGAGUGAAGGUAUGUGUGGCGGGCGCGGCUGGAGCUGCCGCUGCCGCCGCCGCGCCAGCAGGUCCUAAUGCCUGUCCCUUCCCAGGACGCUGGCAGCAGCAGCCCAGAGCCCCCGAGCCCUCGGCAGGUUCGCCCGUUCUUCCCCGCGAUCUGAUUGGAUAAAGUGGGGGCUCGACGGUGGCCGACGUGGGACAGUCUGGCUGUGGCAGGGGUCUCGGAAACCAUGGGUUAUUGCAGUGGCAGGUGCACGCUUAUCUUUAUCUGUGGCAUGCAACUGGUUUGUGUGCUGGAGAGGCAAAUAUUUGACUUCCUUGGAUAUCAGUGGGCACCUAUCCUGGCAAAUUUUGUACAUAUUAUUAUCGUCAUUCUUGGUUUAUUUGGAACAAUUCAAUAUAGACCUCGGUACAUAACAGGAUAUGCUGUCUGGCUAGUCCUCUGGGUUACGUGGAAUGUGUUUGUUAUCUGCUUCUAUUUGGAGGCUGGGGACCUCUCAAAGGAAACAGACCUUAUCCUGACUUUUAAUAUUUCAAUGCACCGAUCUUGGUGGAUGGAGAAUGGACCAGGAUGUACGGUGACAUCAGUGACACCCGCCCCAGACUGGGCCCCAGAAGACCAUCGCUACAUCACGGUCUCAGGGUGUUUUCUGGAGUACCAGUACAUAGAAGUGGCUCAUAGUUCCCUGCAGAUUGUCCUCGCACUGGCAGGGUUCGUCUACGCCUGUUAUGUUGUGAAAUGUAUAACUGAAGAAGAGGACAGCUUUGAUUUCAUAGGUGGCUUUGACUCUUAUGGCUAUCAAGGCCCUCAGAAGACAUCUCAUUUACAACUACAGCCUAUGUACAUGUCAAAAUAAUACAGAUGGCUUCAGUACGUCGGCUCCUGGACCUUUCAAAGAACUUGUUUCGCAGUGGCCUCCUGCAUUUUAUGAAGAGCAAGAAGCAAUUGAGUUUAAAUAUACAUACAUAUUUACAAAACAAACAUAAAGCUUCCAUACUGGGACACACACACACGCACACACACACACAGAUACAAACACAGGCACACACCAAUUCCUCUUGGCCUCCUCUUUCUAACUGAAACAGACAAAUAUGCAGGACAGGCCCAUUUUGGAUUUCCUGAAAGCAGGCUUCUUUCUCCCAGGCCUUUGGAAAGUUCCUAAGGAGACAUGUUGGUGCCCUCUGCUGGCCGUCACUAACUCCUCCGCAGCCCAGCCCUUCGGCCUCUGUGAGCUGUGAAGUCAUCCAGGGCACAUUAGUUUGAGAGCCCUGUCUUCUGCACUCCAUACGUCUUGAUAGCACCAUGGUUAUGUAGGCAAGGUAACUGCAAAAACCACAAACAAAACACGCCAUGAUGCCCCUGUCACCCAAGUCCGAAUGGCAGGUUGUUGGCCCUAAAGGCUGUACCGUACAUACUUGCCUUAACCCACCUACGUUGUGCGCCCAAGAAUCUCAGUGCAGACAUCCCCGAGUCACUUCCUUUAGGCUAACACACUGCUAUUAAUUCCGAGUGGGUUCCAGUCUGUGUGUUUCAUGUCGAGGAACAAGACUGCUUAGCUCAGCAGCUCCAGUGUGUCUGUGUACGAAACCGCCAGCUGUCAGCAAAGUGCUUUCCCAUUGAGCCUCCGUGGUGGCCAAAAAGAGACAAGUAACAAUAACCACAACAACAAUAAUCGUCAUCUUUAUAAUCCUUAACCAUGGUCUUCUGAUGGGGUUGAGUGGGACAAAGUAAAACUUAUUACUCUACUAAACUCCUUAAUCUACUGGAAGCAGAGAGCAGCAAUGGCUUAACUCACUGAUUGUAUUUAUCGCACUCUAGGUGCUUUUAAAAGUAUCUACAAAUGUCUUUUACUAACACAGAAACAGCUGUGGAUUUCUAUCGACAGAGGCCAACUGAAUAUGUAUUAGCUAUGUUUACUCUUUUAUAUCUAAUUCAAAUUGAAGACCCUAUGUAGGUGAACUUUUUUUCCUAACUUCAGCGUACGAGAUUAUUUUUUGGGUGGGCGGGGGGAGCAAUAGUUACCUUGGUGAAAUAUUUGAGAUCUCUUUGUGGUAUUCGGGGGAUCUGUUGCGUGUUAGAGUGUAUUUUAAUCCUCCUGUAUUAUUGUGGCAGAAAAACUGUGCUGUUAACGUAGUUGGCAACAAGAUGCCUUUGGAAACUUAAUAGUAGAUCAAUGUGUUUAUGGAAUAUUCUGGAUUCCUGGGAAAUUUUGUUCUAUAUAUUCAAGCAUUAUUUGGUUUUCACUAGUGGGAAACAUAAUUAGCUCAGGCUUGUCAGGAACUCAGAUGAGUCAUGGUUUUUCUUGGAUCCACCUGAGACACUAAAAUCAAUUUUUUUUUAACUAAUACAUCAUCCUUAAAUGGGGUGAAAUUCAGACUUGAAAAGUUACAAAUUGGCAUGGAGCAACUUUUUCUCUUGGUUUCUAUGAAGUUUAAGUUAUUGGGUUAACCUACCUUGGACCUUAACCCAUCCAGACCCACAUAAACCAGUCCCAUUACUGUGUUUGCAUGGAUGUCUGUGAUAUACACACAUAUACAUUUGAAAAUGAUAAAGGAACAAAGGUUACUACUGGAACAUAAACUACGAAAAAAGGUUCCAGCUCUUGUGCUUGAAUUUUCUCAGUGGUUUGUAUAUGUUUGUCCAUACAUACACUUAUAAAAUAUCCAAUUAAAUCAUGUCAGUGAAACCUCAUAUGAUAAUUUUAUAGUGACAUGCAUGUUUAACGUAUGAGAAAACUAUUUACCAAUGUAUUGUCCUUUGAUUCUUAAAAUAUAAAUACUAUACAUGCCAGAAACUAUUCUAACGUGACUAUUAAUGUGACUAUUAAAAUGAGGUUUCACUGUACAUUCAUGCUGUGAUGAGAUUCCACCUUCUAGGACGUGUAUAUGGAUAGAGAGUUCGGUGCACAAAGAUUUAGCCCUCAUAUUCCUGCUUUGAGUUGCAGCCAAGUUACCACCGAAUCACUCCGAUCAUCACCACCAAAAUUUUCAAAAACAGUUGUUGACUACUAAAAAGUAAUCAGUGGACAGGUCUUUUUUUGAGAGCAGUGAGCACAGUAGCGUGAUUAUAUCUGGAAAAACACCUAAGUUGUACGGCUGUAUCCUCCUCAAAAUCCGGUGAAGAAUGCUAUUUUUCUAGGCUGAGCUUUUGUUAUAAACCUAAUAUUCAGAAGGCAAGAGUUACAAUCCUGAUGUGUCUUUUUUUUCAUUUUUGCGUUUGUUAAUUCUGAAUGUAUUUUUAACAGAGUGAUUUUUUUGA
Equus quagga is the source of this 3335-nucleotide messenger RNA. RefSeq names its product sodium/potassium transporting ATPase interacting 2 (gene NKAIN2). The record is from RefSeq and is a predicted model, not a curated record. The transcript has 7 exons. Gene Ontology annotation, biological process: regulation of sodium ion transport. Bases 307 to 933 code for a protein of 208 amino acids. Lineage: Eukaryota; Metazoa; Chordata; Mammalia; Perissodactyla; Equidae.